Pyricularia pennisetigena is the source of this 255-nucleotide messenger RNA. RefSeq lists its product as uncharacterized. Lineage: Eukaryota; Fungi; Ascomycota; Sordariomycetes; Magnaporthales; Pyriculariaceae. The coding region runs from base 1 to 255 and encodes 84 amino acids. The transcript has a single exon. The record is from RefSeq and is a predicted model, not a curated record.
AUGAUGAGAAAGACGCCGAAUGGGGCCAGAGGGACGCGGAUACAUGUGUUAUGUCAGUAUCGGGCUUGGGUUUUCCAAAGAGACCUGGCGCCUAUGCGGUACAGGCGCAGUGGGGCAUCGGGGCACAAAACCAGAGACGCCGUUCGGGAGUAUCAGCUUCAAUGGUUUACUCGGUCGUCUUGUCUCGGUCGUUUCCAGCUUUGGGCUCCUGGGAAAACUCGCAGACACAGAUCCCUCAGGGAAAGGCAGCUGUAG